AUGACACAAGUAGGUUAUACAAGUGUUGAAAAGCACGAGAUUAUAUUUGAAUGGAGAAUAAAUGAGAUAAGCUUGUAUUUGACAAAUUUCGAUGGACAUCGUAAAGGAGACGUAAUCCUAUAUUCGGAGGAGUUUUCAGCAGGGUCGAAGAUGAAAGACAACUGGAAACUUCAACUGAAAUUUAAUGAUUCAGAUUCAAAUGAAAAUAAAGAUUAUGUGUCACUUUAUCUUUACUUAUUGAGUAAAAAAAAAGUGAUCAAUGCUAAUUGUACAUUUUUCUACUUGAUAAAUAACUCUUAUGAAUUAAAUCUUCGUAGUUAUAAUAAAACUUUUGAAAAUAGUAUUGGGUAUGGUAUUCGGAAGUUUUAUUCAAAAAAAUUGCUGUUGAAAGAGAAAGAUCGGUAUAUUCCGAACGAUACAUUGGUAGUUGGUGUGAAAUUGAUUGUGUUUGAUCGUAGUACUACAAUUCCAAAGGAUUUAAAAAAUAAGCCAACACAUCGAUUGAUUGAUGACUUAGUGAAUAUUUAUAAGAAUGAAAAAAAUACUGAUAUUGUCUUAAAAGUGGAAGAUAAAUCAUUUAAGGCUCAUAAAACAAUUUUAAAGGCGCGCUGCCCAGUACUGUUAUCUGAAUUAUUUGCAAUUGGGACAAAAGAAGAAGACGAAGACGAAGACAGUAUUACAAUACCAGAUAUGAAUUCCAACACUUUUGGUAAUAUUCUUGAAUUCAUUUACUCUGAUCGAGUUGAGGAUUUAAAUGAUGCUGAAAAUUUAUUAAAAUCUGCUGUAAAAUAUGACUUACAAGGUCUAAAAGAACUGUGUGUUCAAUCUCUUUACAGAGGUUUAAAUGUUAUUAAUGCACCGAGAUUACUUGAUUUGGCAAAUAAAUACAAUAUUUUAGAACUACUGGAAUUCGUUUCUGACUUUAUUGUUCUCAAUGCUGAGAAAAUUAUAAAUACUUCAGAAUAUCAAGCCAUAGAGGAAUCAAAAUCAUCAAUAGGUAUUAUUCUGAUUAAAAAAAUUGCAGCUUUUAAAAUAAAUGGUAUUCUUAAACUCAAUAAUUCUAUUAAACAAGAAAAAGAUGUAAUGAUCCACUCUGUGGCAGCUGAACAUUUUCCCGGUGCUGAAACUGAUGAAGAUUUUAUAAAAGCCGCCUUUAAAAUGCAUUUUGAAAAAAAAAAAAUGAAUUGCCAAAUAAUGUCAUUAGACAAAAGAGUCGAAGCUUAUAAUUCUGCAAUGACCCUUGCACUGCCUGGAUCGGAGUCAUUGGCUCAUGCUUUCGCAAAUCGUUCAAUAGUCUUAUCAAAUGCGGCAGUGUACGAAGAAUCUUUAAAGGAUAUAGACCAUGCUCUAAAAGCUAAUUAUCCAGAUAACUUGAAAGCUUUGUUGUUUGCUCGGAAAGCCAAAAACCUAUUAGCUUUAGACCCAACAGCAGAUAUUGAACAGACUUUGAAUGAAGCUAGACAAUGGGCAUUGAAAAUGAACGACAAGGAAAAAAAUAAGCUUUUGGACAAUCUUGAUAAGUUAAAAACGAAGAAUUAUAAAAAACCAGUUAAAGAACGUGAUGGUCGGAUAUUUGUGCCAUCUCCACCGAACGGUAAUACAAAAAUUAAAGAUACUUCAGCUGCUAUUACUAUUAACUAUUCUGAAAAAUUCGGACGUCAUAUCGUAGCUACUAGAGACAUGAUGGCAGGUGAAGUAAUUUCUGUUAAACGAGCUUACGCCUUAGUACUUUCAAGUGAAUACAGAUUCAAACUUUGUUGGAACUGUUCAAAGCAUUGCUGGUCAUCUGUUCCCUGUAAUACAUGUUCAAACGUUAUUUAUUGCAGUGAAGAGUGUCGAAAUGUUGCCUGGAAAGAUUACCAUGACAUAGAAUGUUCUAUUUUGACUGGUUUAUUGUCCUCAACUCAUCAUUAUGAAGAUAUCAGUCUUAUGAGCUUGAGAUUAUUUAUUAAAGCUAUCAAAGAAUUCGGGACUGUAAAAGCGUUGUAUGAAAGUGUUCAAAAGAUCGAAUCAACAGAACAGAAGGUUCAUACUCCAAACACAAACAAUGAGGUACUUCACUGUGGUGGACUGUUAAACCCUCUAGAGUCGUUGUACAAUCACAGUUGUGACCCUAAUACGGGAAUUAUUGUGUGUCUUGACAUGUCUGCAUUCAUAACUCUGCAAACUAUUAAAAAAGGUGAACAGUUGUUUAUUUCUUACGGAUAA
Cotesia congregata is the source of this 2208-nucleotide messenger RNA. NCBI's taxonomy places the organism in Eukaryota, Metazoa, Arthropoda, Insecta, Hymenoptera, Braconidae. The record is from the annotation of a GenBank genome assembly.